CGUACUAGCGAAGUCGGUGGGAGACGCGGACACUCCCAGCAAUUUUCUCCUCGCUUCUUCCUUCUUUCCUCACUGCCUUUUCCGUCCUCAGUUUUUGGCUAUUGACGCAUAAAGUCUUAGGUCUUCAUUUUCUAACAUAAUUUCCAAAUUGCCACCAUUUCACUAGGGUUUCCAACAAGCCUUUUCACGAUCAAUGGACUCCGAUUUCGCCGCUCGUUUCUCUAUUCUGUCAAAGCGUUUUCAGUCUCGAUCUGAUCUGUAUCUGGAGAGAGGAGGAGAGGAGUUUGACGGCGAUGAGGAGUGUUUGCCGGAGUUUCUUUGUCCGUUUUGUGCGGAGGAUUUCGACGUGGUUGGACUUUGUUGCCAUAUUGAUGAGGAGCAUCCCGUUGAAGCAAAAAAUGGGGUAUGUCCAGUUUGUGCGAAAAGAGUGGGGAUGGAUAUUGUUAGCCAUAUUACAAUGCAACAUGGAAAUUUCUUUAAAGUGCAGCGGAGGAGGAGAUUCCGCAGGGGUGGGUCCAACUCAACAUUUUCUAUAUUGAGGAAAGAGCUGCGGGAUGGAAAUCUGCAAUCUAUUUUUGGGGGUUCUUCACGCAUAGUUUCUUCCUCCAAUUCAGAACCUGAUCCAUUGUUGUCAUCAUUUAUGUAUAAUGCGCCUGUAGUUGAUGAACCUGUUGUUGUACAACCUGAUUCUUCCGCUGAAGCAAGUGUGGUAAAGGAGAGCUCAGAUGAGGGUUUCUCAGAAAGAAACAUCCAAAAGCCUCAACUAUCAGAUAAAGAGCAAGAGGAGAAGGCUAGGAGGUGUGAGUUCGUCCAAGGGCUUUUGCUGUCAACUAUUCUUGAAGACAGCUUAUGAGAGUUAUGUAUAAUUGGCUUGUACGGCCAAAUGUAUUUUGAGUACCGGGAGAUAAGUUCCAAGAAAGGGGAAAAAGAUGUGAUCAAGUUGGAUAUAUAGUUGGGUGGGGAGGGGAGGAACAAUAUAUUAUUCCCUAUUUGUAUGUAGAGAGAGAAGAUUAUGAUGAAGAAGAUGGAAUAGGUUUUCCAACUUUUAUGUGCUCAAAUGAGGUGCUUUUACUAACUUAUUUUACAAAGAGGUGGUGGCAAUUGGGUCCUAUUGUAUUUAGGCUAUCUCUAUGUUCAUAGUGGAAAACAUGUAACAAUGACUUAAAAACUACUUAACUUAGGCAUUGCUACAACGUUAAAGCA
Vitis riparia (riverbank grape) is the source of this 1203-nucleotide messenger RNA. RefSeq names its product protein DEHYDRATION-INDUCED 19 homolog 4-like. The record is from RefSeq and is a predicted model, not a curated record. Bases 194 to 853 code for a protein of 219 amino acids. NCBI's taxonomy places the organism in Eukaryota, Viridiplantae, Streptophyta, Magnoliopsida, Vitales, Vitaceae. The transcript is spliced from 5 exons.